Bombyx mori (domestic silkworm) is the source of this 1575-nucleotide messenger RNA. Its product is annotated as skin secretory protein xP2-like. Lineage: Eukaryota; Metazoa; Arthropoda; Insecta; Lepidoptera; Bombycidae. The record is from RefSeq and is a predicted model, not a curated record. The transcript has 2 exons. The coding region runs from base 1 to 1575 and encodes 524 amino acids.
AUGCGCUCUGCGCUCGCCAGCGACUCGGGUGCGGUCAACCCCACCAGACCAUCGGUGGGGAAAAAAAGGGGGCGAAGGAAGACCCCACUAUCAACGUCCGACGACGGCGGCGCGUCAUCCUCCAGCACCGAGGUGCCGGAAAAGACGAUGGCCAUCGAGGAGGUGGCUCCGGUGGUUGCGGGGCCUGCCGCAAAGAAAGAGACGAUGCCCGCUCCCCAGUGGGCACCAGUAAGGAGGAGGGGCGCAGUGUCACCAGCGACGUCGGUGGAGUCGAUGUCGACGUCGGCCGCGUCCCUGGCUAGCGGGGACGAGGCAUUCCGCGACCUCGACCUUGCGCUGGUCAAUCUGGCUAAGCUGCUGUCGACCGUGGCUGCCAAGGGCGCCGAGCCAGGCAGCAGCUACCGGAAAAGGCUCCGGGAGGGAGCGGCUAUGGUUAGGACAAAGUUGAUCCCCACCAUGUCCAAACUCGUCGCGCAGCUGGACUCUAUGGAGAGUCGCAUUCUGAGGAACUCCCCCGUCUUGCAAGAGGGGACUCCCUUGUCGCCGAUGCCUGCGCUGGCACACUCUGGGCCUCCCGCGAGGAAGAUGGAUACCAGCGUGCCCUCACGACCCGUGAUGAGUGUGGCGGCGCCCAUGCCAGCGCCUACUUCUGUGGCCCCUGUUCCACGAGUGCCUACUCCCGCGCUCCCUCACCCCCCGCGGAGGGUUGAGCUGAGGCCUGCGCCGCCUCCCCAAAUAUCGGCCACCCCUGCAUCCGUACAAAGAGGAAGGUUAAGGCCUGCGCCAGCACAGGCUGAAGACAUCCGUUCGCCACUGGCGAGGAUGAUAGACGAGUGGCCGGCGCUGCCGCGGCCCAGGCCUGCAGAGCCGCCAAGCAGAGAGGAAAUGGCGGCCUGCAUCUCGCGGGCGGUGGCGGUUGAGGUCCGCAAACACUUUGCCGGCCUCGAGGAGAUGCUCCGCUCCUCGAUUGGUUCCGGAGAUGGCGUCCCGGCACCAACAGCCACGACCGCUUUACGGGAUCAGGCCGCCCAGCCGACUUCCACUCCUGCCCCAUCCGCAAGGGUGGCACGACGUGGAGGCCGGAAUAUCAGAGGUGCGGGUGCCCAGAAUCCCGGCCCGCGAUCCCAACCACAGCCUCGCCCCCUUCCUCCGCCCCCGUUAAGCAUGGACGAGGGCUGGACAGAAGUGGUGAAGCGGGGCACCACAGCACGGCGACAGAUAGCAGCUCUGGCAGCUCCCCGAGGGGGUCGAGCGCCGACCGCUACAUCCCGAAACACAGCGCUGGCGGCCGUGACUGCUCCCCGCGAGGGUCGAGCACCGGCCGUUGGCAAAAAGAAAAACAAAAGGAAGAAGCCGCGCGCAGCGGGGUCGGCUGCCGUGGUAGUGACUUUGCUGCCGGCCGCUGCCGAAAAGGGCCUCACCUAUAAUGAGGUGAUGGCCCGGGCGCGUGCAGCUGUAAACUUGACCGAAAUCGGGGCAGAGGAAGGUCUACGCUUCCGGCACACCGCCAAUGGGGCGAAAAUGCUGGAGUGUCCCGUUGAUAAAACCCUGGACAAUCAGACGAAUAAGAAAUAG